Messenger RNA from Magnolia sinica, 552 nucleotides. RefSeq lists its product as uncharacterized. The coding region runs from base 2 to 424 and encodes 140 amino acids. The record is from RefSeq and is a predicted model, not a curated record. Lineage: Eukaryota; Viridiplantae; Streptophyta; Magnoliopsida; Magnoliales; Magnoliaceae. The transcript has 3 exons.
CAUGGAUAUGGAUGAUUAUGGUGGGGCUGACGACGAACUCUUCUUUGCUGAUCUGAAAAGAAGGAUUUUGUCGUUGAUGAUGGAUGACGACGAAGUAGACGGAUUUGAAGAAGGAAAAUCCCCGAAGAUGAUCGGAACCAACAACUCUCCAUUUCCUUUCCAUUCAAGAAGCUCCGUUGAUGGUUGGUGCAAGGAAAAGAACGAUUACGACUCUUAUUGCUCGGGUGUCAAUGUGCAUGGGUUUCCACUCUUUAUUACUGAAGACCCUAACAUGCUAAAUAUUUGGUCGUGUGGACUAUUAUUGCAAAAAGAGAGCAACGGGACCGGCGUUUUCAUCCCCCGUUUUCCGAAGCCAAGAAGAAAACCGAAAGCCGGGAGAAACAACCAUGGAAACAUAGGCUUGAAAGGAAGCAUGGACAAGUAGAAAACUCUGUACAAAAAACACAUACAAAGAAACUCAAACCUACCCAUAUUUCAUUUUCUUCUGUAAAUGUAAAUGUUACUCAUUAUUCUUAUUACAAAAAUAUGAAUAAAGUGUUAUCCUUAAUUAGA